UGAACCUGUAACCUUUACAUGUGUUUCACUGGACAGUACAGUCAUGUUUCCACGAAUCAUCUGGUACAAACAGAGAAUGGGUGAUACUCUGAAAUUAAUCGCACAAAUGCAGAAAAGUAUAGAACCGGUUUAUAACAAAGAAUUUUCUGAGUCUCGAAUGGAAAUACAAAUGGAUGAUAAGUUUAUCAAUCUGACUAUUCUGACGACAAUUCCAGAAGACGAGGGAAUGUAUCACUGUGCGAUCUUGGAUUAUGACAUGAAAACUUGGAGUGGAACUUAUUUGACAUUUAAAGGGAAAACACCAUCAUCUCUAUUUGUUAUAAAUGGAACAGAAGUGGACAGUCAAGAAACCAGCCUACGGUCACAGAAGGAAAAUAUAAUGUUUGUUCUGCUGUGUGCAGUCCUGGCAUUAUGUCUGAGUGUUAUAACCUUCUACAUUUGCACCAUCAUAAAAGACAAGAACAACAGUCACAAUGGUGCUGUUUCCCUGGACAAAGUAAGCCAUGGGCACAAGAGAUGUGAGGAUACUGGGGCUUACUCUGCUGCCGUCUUUACUGUGGUGAAAACUGACAGCAAGGGAGGAAAGAAUGGAAAAUUUACAGAAAGACAGAAGAUCUACGCUGCUAUCAAGACUUUUGGACUGGAUUAGGAAUUUAACCAAUCUGUAUGGAAUCAGUUCAUGUUCUGAUAACAGUUAAAGCAUGAGUUGUAUGAGGUUAGUGGGUGAUAUAUGGUGUCUAUAUGAUGUGAUAUAUAGAUGAUACAUUCCCAGUUAGCAUAUUUGUAAAGGUGGAGUAAGUCAUUCAUGAAACAGCCCACAGAUUUGUUAACUCAGGCAAAACGAAAACACCUUUUCAUCCGAAUCUCACUGCUCCAUGUGACACUCAAAGACCAGAUUUUAUGUCAGCGCACAAACACACCAAAUGGGUAGUGGACAGCAAAGACAAAUCACAGACUGUAUAUAAUUAAUGGACAGAGGGACCGUGACGUCACCCAUUGAUUUCUGAACUGCCAUUUUUAAGCCAGUUGUUUGUGAUUUUGCCGUCAAACGAAGUGACCAUAUUUGGACUAAAUGGGUGGAUCAGAGGUGGGAUGACGCCAUGCACGAAAAAGCAAAAGUUUAUGAUAUAGUCUAACCAUAACUAUAGUUCAUCAAUCUGUCAGAAAAAACUGGGAUAUAUUACAUCAAAUGAAACUGUGAAAGCCCAUCGUGGCAGAAAUCCAACCCUCAUAGACCACCAGGUCACUUAUCGAAUAUAAAAGAUGAGCCAAUGGGAGCUAACCCCAGUGGACAUCAGUGGUAUUACAACCUUGAUAUUCCUCUGCAUAGGCUUCAUCGUGGGGCUGAUGUCCUUACCCCUGGGUGAAACCAUUCUAGACAGAAAGUACAUGGGAUUAGAUUUACUAAUUCCAUACUUAAUGUCUAUGGAAUAUUAAAUUAAAUCCAUUCACACACAUCAGUUCCAUCCAGAUGUUACUCAUGGAUUGUAUUUUUUUUUUUUUUCUUCUUUUUGGCUGUAAAAGUAAAAUUUUAUUCACUAAAAUCAUCAUGUAUCUGCUCCCUAUGUU
Molecule: messenger RNA, 1569 nt
Organism: Sphaeramia orbicularis (orbiculate cardinalfish)
Lineage: Eukaryota; Metazoa; Chordata; Actinopteri; Kurtiformes; Apogonidae
Exons: 5
Coding region: 44-649 (201 amino acids)
Source: RefSeq, a predicted model, not a curated record